AAAUAAACUAACAACACUUUAAAAGUUUUCUCUAAAGCUCAUGAGGGCAGACUUUUAUUCUGAAGGCUGAUGUAACCUUUCACAUCUGAAACGAGCUUUUAUUCUGAAAGGGCUGGCCGGAAGCUCAGGUUUUCGUCACUCAGGAGCUCCAGUUGUUAUUGAAGUAAGAUUUCGUUUUUCUUUCUGAGAUUUGUUGACUCGCUCCGUGGGAACACGUGACCUCCGUGGGUCGUUCCCAGUUUGAGUAGAUAUUUGACUCUCGGUUCCUUUUUAACUGGGAACCGGUUCUCCAGUCAACAUGAGGGUAAAACAUGAGGGUUAAAGUCUCUGCGAACUCUCGGACCGUUUUAAGCCCCAGGAUGUGAAAUCAGCUGCCGGCUCUAGUUGUGAACGUCUUCCCGAUGACCGGAUCUUGUCGGAUCCCUGGAGAAUGAACGCAUUUCUUCUCAUCUUCCUGAUUCCUCUGCCCCCUCCAGCUGUCGCUUCCCUUCCGGCUCCAGUGAACGUCACAGUGGAGUCUCUGAACUUCCAGCACGUCCUGCGCUGGGAUCCGGGCCCCGGCAGCCCGACCGGGACGCAGUUCUGGAUCUAUCGGAGGGGCAAACUGCCGAAGCAGCUCUCUAAAAAACCAGUAACAUCAACGUCCUUCAAGCUGGAGCUGAAACCCGACCGGACGCACCAACUGUUUGUUCAGGCGUCCUACAACAACACAAACUCUUCUCAAAGUCAAACAGUCACCUUUAGCCCCUUAGAGGAGACUGUGAUUGGUCCUCCGCUGCUCUCGGUGGCCGGAUGUGGAACCUGCAUCCAGGGGAACAUUUCAAUGCCAAUAGAUUCAUACACAAAGAAACAUGGGAUUCACUAUGAUUUCAGCUUCAUAGUGCACUUGAAGAAAAGAAAUGACAUAAAAUUUCAGGAGCAGACAGUUGAAAGGAGCUUCAACCUCAGCCACCUGGAGAAAAAUGUGGAAUACUGCAUACAGGUGCAUCCCAAGUGCCGAACGAACCAAAACACGCGGCCGACCGGGUGGAAAUGCACCUUUACCAGCAUUCCAGAACCAGAUUACAGACUGUUGGUUUUAGUCGGCAUCACAGCUGUUUUGAUUAUUUCCCUGAUUGGCCUGAUGACGGGAAUGUUCUGCCUCUACUACACCGGAUUCCUGUGCAAACUGAAGGAAAUGCCUGCAGCCCUCAUGGUCGUUUUGAGGCGAAGCCACGUCCUAACCCUGAGCACCACGGACAUCGACCGGGUCACCAUCAUCCCCAAAACGGUAAAAACCAGAAACCGCCCGGCGGCGUCUCCGUCUCCCGCCGGGGACACCAGCUCAGAGGACGAAGACGGCGAUGAGGAGGCCGCAGUGAAGCUGUACAUGGACAGAAACGCAGAACUUUCUACAGGCGGCGGUUCUGCUGACAGCAGUGGGAACAUCGACGUGAUGAAGGGUGACUUCCAGUCUGACUGCUUUGGUCUCAACCAGUAUGAGACCAAAGCAGAAGCUGUUUUUAUUCAUGACAAAGAUCAAUCUGGACAGAAGGACUCCAUAACUCUGCAGGAGGAAAUCAAAAUGGAGACUCUGGAGUUCUCCGAAGACGUCAACCUGUUCUCCGUCACCUUCGCCUCGAUGGCUGCUUGUGAGGAAGACGAGGUAGAGGAGGAUCAGGACUCUGUAAGCUCUUCCAUGGGCUUUCUGAGGACUUACACCCUGAAACCUCUGAGCCAGAUGGACUCUGAAAGUGAACAGAACGAUGAGAUGCGUCUGUCAGAGUCGGGACAAGAUGGCAGCUGCACAGAGUGCUGGAUGGGCGAAGAGGAAGAGGAGGAGGAGGAAGAGUUCUCUGGAUAUCUGACAAAUAAAUGACACGUUUUCUGAAACUGGAGGACUGUAGGUUAAAACAACAGGUCCAUUUCUGAUCCUACGACUCGGUGUGAACCGGCAGAUGAAAUAAUCACCCACACUGCAAAAACACAAAAUAUUAACAAGUAUUUUUAUUUAGUUUCCAGUGCAAAUAUCUUGAUGAAACAAGACGACAUUCACUCUUCAGCGAUAGCGGCUUGUUUUAGGUCAAUAAUUCAUUAAUAAAGAUGAACAAGCACUGGUUUCACUGGCAGAAUAUUUCACUGGUUUCACAAUCCACUGCACCGUUACCUGCCAAGUAACGGUGCAGGUAAUGGUGCGACCGUUACCUGCCAAGUCCAGCUUGUCGCCGAUUAACCCAGUUCUAUUUCUACCUGCAGAUUAUUUCACUUGUAACAAGAAGUUUAUCCCUUGUUAUAAGUGAAAUAAUCUGCCAAUUGAACUGAUACUUUUUAUCAAUAUGAGGGAAUCAUUAUUAUGAAACAUGCUGUUGAGUUAGUUUUGUCUUAUUUUAAGUGUACCAAGAUGUUUCCACUAUAAACCAGACAUAAAUACCUGGUGAGAGUUUGUGUUUUUGCAGUGUGGAUGAUUAUUACAUUUGUCGGUCGUCAUCCAGAAUUGUAGAAUCAGAAAUGGACCUUUUGUUCUUCUUCAGCAG
Poeciliopsis prolifica (blackstripe livebearer) is the source of this 2513-nucleotide messenger RNA. RefSeq names its product interferon alpha/beta receptor 2-like. Gene Ontology annotation, molecular function: protein binding. The transcript is spliced from 7 exons. The record is from RefSeq and is a predicted model, not a curated record. Bases 431 to 1858 code for a protein of 475 amino acids. Lineage: Eukaryota; Metazoa; Chordata; Actinopteri; Cyprinodontiformes; Poeciliidae.